Molecule: messenger RNA, 3802 nt
Organism: Conger conger (European conger)
Lineage: Eukaryota; Metazoa; Chordata; Actinopteri; Anguilliformes; Congridae
Product: oocyte zinc finger protein XlCOF6-like
Exons: 5
Coding region: 66-2015 (649 amino acids)
Biological process (GO): regulation of transcription by RNA polymerase II
Cellular component (GO): nucleus
Molecular function (GO): RNA polymerase II cis-regulatory region sequence-specific DNA binding; DNA-binding transcription factor activity, RNA polymerase II-specific
Source: RefSeq, a predicted model, not a curated record
CGCGAGAGUGCGUUGAACUGUUUCAUACGCGGCUUUGUCAAGAGAGCGAAUAUAUUUAGCAAGAAAUGUCGAUUUGUGCUUUUAAGGUUCAGGUGGCCUCCAUUAUGGAGGUCUUAGCGAAAACGGCAGUAGCAGAAAUUACUGAACUAAUCAAUUAUGGGUCUGCUGUCUUGAGACGGGAGAUGUGCAGAAGCGAAAGAGAGAACGAAGCGCUAAAAACGAAGUUACUGCUGGUGGAGGGAGAGCUCAGGGAUGUGCGAGGAAACGAAGAGGGGACGCCGGGCAUUUCUCUAAACCUGUCAUUUCAAGUUCAGCUUUGCGACGAAUUCAGAGAAGCACAAAGACCUAAUGUUCCAGGGAACGGAAGGAUUUCCUCUGCAGAGAUGGUCUUGAGCGAGCGAUUGCGCACGCAUCCCGCCAGAGAUGACCAGAACGUCCAUGUGGAGAAGAUCGAGGAUAGGCCUGUUGCCUUGGAUAUAAAGCGCGAGCCUGUAGAUGGGGAGCAAGAUUGGUCUGAAUCUCUGCCGCUCAGUGAGGAUAGGCUGGAAGAGGAUCCGACGAGCAGCCAAUCACAGGCGGAACAGAAAAUCAGCACUUCAGGGGCAGCUGCUGCUAAUGGUGGUGAAGGACCCCUCUGCAAGGAGGAGGAGCUGCACAUGCCGCUCUGCUCUGCAGGAGACCCAGAAAAGGAGCUGCAGGCAGAACUCAAACAGGAGCCAGAGGAGCAGCCUCUCACCCCCACACUCCCCCUGUCUGUGGACUUGGGGCUGGAGCUCCAGUCUGUGUGGAGUGAGGCCACCAGUUCAGGCACGAUUCCAGAAAAACAGAGACGUCGCAGAAGAUGUUCGACGCUUAGAGACGCCCAGUUAGAUGACACCACCUCUCCAAAGCGCUACAGAGGUUCUCGGAGGCUGCGCUCAGAAAAGGACGAGGGGUCAGCAUCAUACCUCGAGCAGAAACAAAAUGGCCACCCCCUCUACAAAGAGUGUUCGAAUGGGCCGCCUGAUGAUUUUUCACAAGAGAUGUCAUUUCUUUUGGGUUCUCCAGGAGAGUGUGAUGGAAGCGCCCCGUGUGAGGCGAGUUCUGACACGUCAACAGGAACAAAGAGUCCCUGCAGAACUGAGGGACAGGAGGAGGAGUUUGUCUGCACACGCUGUGGGAAGACGUUCCCGGACGCUCUCGAACUGAAGACACACGAGCAGGUUCACAGCAGGAAGAAACCGUUCAGCUGCUCUGUGUGCGACAAGAGCUUCUCCCAGUCACACAUCCUCAAAGCGCACGAAAGCACUCACACAGGGCAGAAACCGUACGCUUGUGUGGAGUGUGGAAAGUGCUUCUCCCUGAAGAGCCAUCUUAAGACUCACCAGGUUACUCACACCGGAGAGAGACUCUUCAGCUGCACAGUGUGCGAUAAGAGCUUUGCCCAACUUGGUGUUCUUAAGCAACAUCAGAGAAUCCACACUGGGGAGAAACCGCACUGCUGCAACAAGUGUGGGAAGAGCUUCACCCAACUAGGCACUUCAGGGGCAGCUGCUGCUAACAGUGGUGAAGGACCCCUCUGUAAGGAGGAGGAGCUGCACAUGCAGCCCUGCCCUGCAGGAGCCCCAGAAAAGGAGCUGAAAGCAGAACUCAAACAGGAGCCAGAGGAGCACCCCCUCACCCCCACACUCCCCCUGCUGGAGUCCAGAGACUUGGGGCUGGAGCUCCAGGCUGUGUGGAGUGAGGCCAACAGCUUGGAAAUUUCUCAGAAUAAAAACAGGCCAGGUGCAAGAACGUUGGAGCAUGGAGACACCAGUUUAGACGACAACUUCUCUCCUCCACAUGGAAGCGCCCCGUGUGCGGCAAGUUCUGACACGUCAGCAGAAGCAAAGAGUCCCUACAGAACUGAGGGACAAGAGGAGGAGUUCAUCUGCACACGCUGUGGGAAGACGUUCCUGGACGCUCUUGAACUGAAGACGCACGAGGUGCAGCACAGUGCGGGGAAACGGUUCAGCUGUUCAGAGUGCGGCAAAUAACUGUUCACUUGUGAGCAGUGUGGAAAGUGCUUCUCCUCGAAGAACCAUCUUAAAAUUCACCAGUUUACUCACACAGGAGAGAGACGUGUCAGUUGCACAGUGUGCAAUAAGAGCUUUGCCCAUCUCAGUUCUCUUAAGAAACAUCAGAGUGUCCACACAGGGGAGAAACCAGGCAAGACUGAAAUGAUAUUCAUCCCUGCGAAUACCUCUCCCCAUCUGGAUCUCUCCAUUUCUCUCGGGGAUACCACACUCACGCCGUCACCCAGUGCAAGGAACCUCGGCGUGGUGAUGGACAGCAGACUGUCCCUUUCCGAGAACAUUGCGGCGGUGACCCGGUCUUGCAGGUUCUUCCUAUACAACAUACGGAGAAUCCGCCCCUUUCUCACCCCCUACUCGACCCAGCUCCUGGUCCAAGCGAUGGUUCUGUCCCGCCUGGACUACUGCAAUUCCCUCUUGGCUGGCCUCCCAGCGUCCGCCAUCAGACCCCUCCAACUCAUCCAGAAUGCAGCAGCUCGUCUGGUCUUCAACCUUCCCAAAUACUCACACGUCACCCCCCUGCUUACUUCCCUCCACUGGCUGCCUGUCAUGGCUCGCAUCAAAUUCAAAACAUUGGUGCUAGCCUUCCAAGCAGUUAAAGGGUCUUCCCCAGCUUAUCUGCAAAAAAUCAUCAGACCCUAUACCCCUGCCAGACCUCUUCGUUCAGCCUCCACAGGCCGCUUGGCACCUCCCCCUCUCAGAACCUCCACCUCACGCUCACGACUACUGUCUGUUCUGGCUCCACGGUGGUGGAACGAACUCCCCGUUGAGGUCAGAACUAUAGAAUCUCUCCCCACCUUCAAGCGCAAGCUGAAGACGCACCUCUUCAAGCAGCACCUCUCCCCAUCCCUCCCUACCUCCCUGUGAACCUUAAUUGUUGUCUCUGUGACUUGCUUUGUGUAUCGGUACUUUUAGUUGGCUAGGUAAGCAGUGUUUGGAUAGUUAACUUUGGUGACUUUUGCUCUGUUUGUUUGUUUGUUCAAAAAAAAAAAAAAAAAGGCCCUUGUCCUUUUCUUUGUUGUACAGGUAGCAGUUGAAAUUGUACUUACCUCUAGGGUCUUUCAGCGAACUUAUCCCUGGUUAUGGGUAUGCACUUUGUUGUACGUCGCUCUGGAUAAGAGCGUCUGCCAAAUGCCAAUAAAGUAAUGUAAAAACCGCACUGCUGCAACAAGUGUAGGAAGAGCUUCGCCCAACUAGGUGCUCUUAAAUCUCACCAAAGUGUUUCUCCCAGAAUGGCAGUCUUAACACUCACCAGGUUUCUCACACAGGAGAGAAACCCGGGCACACAUACUUUCUCACAAUCAGGACUCCAGGCAUAACAGCGUCCCAAUGUGAUAAAUAAUGUGUUUGGGAUAAACUGAAAUAAUUUCCGGGACACCUUUGUGACGAAAAGUGGUUGUUUUUUUUUGGGGGGGGGGGGCUAAAUGUUUGUUUGUCACAUUACUCUGAGCCAGUUGAGCACCCAUCCCCUCUCACUGGCCAAUAGUUGGCACUGGUUGACCCACAAAAAUAGUAUCGCCACAAAUUGAAAAAUAGUAUCGCUGUUUUUCCUGGAAGGAAUUCCCUGCUUGUAGAAACAAUCUAGCUCAGUGCAACGUGUCGCACUAUUUGAAGAGACUGAGAGUAUAGAAUAUUUCCCCUCGUUAUUCCUAGUUAUUCUAUGUUUAUCUCAUGUAUCAGUAUGUUUAUCUUGUGUUAUUCUAUGUAUCAGUAUCUGCACUAAUACAACACUGAAGAAGUACACUGAAGUA